Letharia columbiana is the source of this 714-nucleotide messenger RNA. RefSeq lists its product as uncharacterized. The transcript has a single exon. The coding region runs from base 1 to 714 and encodes 237 amino acids. NCBI's taxonomy places the organism in Eukaryota, Fungi, Ascomycota, Lecanoromycetes, Lecanorales, Parmeliaceae. The record is from RefSeq and is a predicted model, not a curated record.
AUGUCUCCUACCUCGACCAAGCCCAUUCCUCCCACCAUCAACACCACCUCCCCUACCGCCGACACGCCUAAAUCCCCAAAGCCGACCUUGCCCGCUCUCAAGACACCUAAAACUGCGAGCCUACCCUCAGAGCUACCACGCAGCCCACUGCCCGGCCGGCUGGAGAUGAUCAAGCAAGAAGAGGAUGACAUCAAAACACCUAUCACACCACCACAAGCCUACACCGAAUUCCUCAGAACCCUCUCCCCUGCCGUCUCCACCCCUUCCACAGGUAGAUCGCCAAUGUUCGACCGCCUCUCCGGCAAAUCCACACCCAUCACCCAGCCCUCCAGUGCCAAUAGCUGUCUCUGCAGCAGCCAUGACAUCUCGAAAACAGACUCCGCACCCAUGAUCCCACCCUCACCAUUCAUGCGCCCUCCGAACUCAGCACGCACACCCACUCUCCUACGGAAACUGCGAAUCCCACAAUCACCAGCCUGGUCUCCCGCUACAGACUCGCCAAAAAGCAGCGCAUUCAGUAGCGCUCACCGCUCUCCGUACUCACCUGCCGACUGGGUCGUCGAUGGGAAAGCGAGAUACUUUGAAGGGCCCAGGUCGUGUACACAUAAGCCGGUCAGCGUGAGGCAGGUGAUUACGAAAACGGUGACAUACACGAGGUCGCCGAUCACGCCGCUUGAUCCGGCGCCGAAGGGGAAGAAGAGGCGGUUGGAGUAG